Messenger RNA from Gamsiella multidivaricata, 442 nucleotides. RefSeq lists its product as uncharacterized. The coding region runs from base 42 to 263 and encodes 73 amino acids. Gene Ontology annotation, molecular function: zinc ion binding; DNA-binding transcription factor activity, RNA polymerase II-specific. The transcript is spliced from 3 exons. Gene Ontology annotation, biological process: regulation of DNA-templated transcription. NCBI's taxonomy places the organism in Eukaryota, Fungi, Mortierellomycota, Mortierellomycetes, Mortierellales, Mortierellaceae. The record is from RefSeq and is a predicted model, not a curated record.
CGAUUCUUUCUUGGUCCCUUCCACCCACACUAGUAUAGCGAAUGGCCGACAACAAGCGGCUCAGGGUGUCUAAGGCUUGCGACUCUUGCAGGAGGAAAAAAGUCAAGUGCGAUGCCAUUCAUCCGUUGUGCACCAAUUGCGAGACCUUCAACUACGAAUGUAAGCGGCAAAAUAUAUUUUUUGUUUCUACUUGUUUUGAGAAAGAAAAGAAAUUUCGUCCACUUGUAAUGCACGGCGGUCUAGGCCUUCUUGCCCUUGACUAAUCUUAAAGCGACAAGAGUCUGAACGGAUCUGUUGUGCUGCAAUCCCUGAGAAUCCUUUGCUGGAGAGGGAGACUGACGAUAGGCCUGCAUUUCGUCUGAUCGGAAUAAUACUACAACAAUAGGCACAUACAAUGAUCCGACCAAGAAGCGUGGCCCGCCAAAAGGUAAGGAGGAGGGAA